This is a messenger RNA of Ochotona curzoniae (black-lipped pika), 7062 nucleotides long. RefSeq names its product 5'-3' exoribonuclease 1 (gene XRN1). The coding region runs from base 120 to 5327 and encodes 1735 amino acids. The record is from RefSeq and is a predicted model, not a curated record. Gene Ontology annotation, molecular function: RNA binding; 5'-3' RNA exonuclease activity. Gene Ontology annotation, biological process: nuclear-transcribed mRNA catabolic process; rRNA catabolic process. The transcript has 43 exons. Gene Ontology annotation, cellular component: nucleus. Lineage: Eukaryota; Metazoa; Chordata; Mammalia; Lagomorpha; Ochotonidae.
AUGGUGGCGCGGCCGGCGUGUUGUCAUCGGCGGAGCGACGUCCGGAGGCGGCGGCGUAGGCCCCGGCGGGGCGUUUGGUUUCGGUUUGGCCUUGACUGCAAUUAGUCUUGACGGUCGAAAUGGGAGUCCCCAAAUUUUACCGAUGGAUCUCGGAGCGGUAUCCCUGCCUCAGCGAAGUGGUGAAAGAGCAUCAGAUUCCUGAAUUUGACAACUUGUAUCUAGAUAUGAAUGGAAUUAUACAUCAGUGUUCCCAUCCUAAUGACGAUGAUGUUCACUUUAGAAUUUCAGAGGAUAAAAUCUUUACUGAUAUUUUUCACUACCUGGAGGUGUUGUUUCGCAUUAUUAAACCUAGAAAAGUGUUCUUUAUGGCUGUUGAUGGUGUGGCUCCUCGAGCAAAAAUGAACCAGCAGCGUGGGAGACGCUUUAGGUCAGCAAAAGAAGCCGAAGAGAAAAUUAAAAAGGCACUCGAAAAGGGGGAAACUCUUCCCACAGAGGCCAGAUUUGAUUCCAACUGUAUUACACCAGGAACUGAAUUCAUGGCCAGGUUACAUGAACAUCUGAAGUAUUUUGUAAAUAUGAAAAUUUCCACAGACAAGUCAUGGCAAGGAGUUACUAUCUACUUCUCAGGCCAUGAGACUCCCGGAGAAGGAGAACAUAAAAUCAUGGAAUUUAUCAGAUCCGAGAAAGCAAAGCCAGAUCAUGAUCCAAACACCAGACAUUGUCUCUAUGGUUUAGAUGCUGACUUGAUUAUGCUUGGAUUAACAAGUCAUGAAGCACAUUUUUCUCUGUUAAGAGAAGAAGUUCGAUUUGGUGGCAAAAAAACACAAAGGGUGUGUGCACCAGAGGAAACCACGUUUCACCUCCUACACUUGUCUUUAAUGAGAGAAUAUAUUGACUAUGAAUUUUCAGCAUUAAAAAAAAAGAUCACUUUUAAAUAUGAUAUUGAAAGAAUUAUAGAUGAUUGGAUUUUGAUGGGAUUUCUUGUUGGAAAUGAUUUUAUUCCUCAUCUACCUCAUUUACAUAUUAAUCAUGAUGCACUGCCUCUUCUUUAUGGAACAUAUAUUACCAUCUUGCCAGAACUUGGGGGUUAUAUUAAUGAAAGUGGGCAUCUCAACUUACCUCGAUUUGAAAAAUACCUUGUGAAAUUAUCAGAUUUUGAUCGGGAGCACUUCAGUGAAGUUUUUGUGGACCUAAAAUGGUUUGAAAGCAAAGUUGGUAACAAGUACCUCAAUGAAGCAGCAGGUAUUGCAGCAGAAGAAGCCAAGAACUUUAAGGAAAAGAAAAAAUUAAAGGGCCAAGAAAAUUCUCUGUGCUGGGCUGCUUUAGACAAAAACGAAGCAGUAACUUGUAAGGAUCAUUUAGAAGAUGAGACUGAAGAUGAUGACCUAUUUGAAACCGAAUUUAGACAAUAUAAAAGAACAUAUUACAUGACGAAGAUGGGAGUUGAUGUAGUGUCUGAUGACUUUCUGGCUGAUCAGGCUGCAUGUUAUGUUCAGGCCAUACAAUGGAUUUUGCAUUAUUACUAUCAUGGAGUUCAGUCCUGGAGCUGGUAUUAUCCUUAUCAUUAUGCACCUUUCCUGUCUGAUAUCCGAAAUAUCAGUACACUCAAAAUCCAUUUUGAACUAGGAAAACCGUUUAAGCCAUUUGAACAGCUUCUUGCUGUGCUUCCAGCAGCUAGCAAAAAUUUGCUUCCUGCAUGCUACCAGCAUUUGAUGACCAGUGAAGACUCACCAAUUAUAGAAUAUUAUCCACCUGAUUUUAAAACAGACCUAAAUGGGAAACAACAGGAAUGGGAAGCUGUUGUAUUAAUACCUUUUAUUGAUGAGAAGCGAUUAUUAGAAGCCAUGGAAGCGUGUAACCACUCCCUCAAAAAGGAAGAGAGGAAAAGAAACCAACAUAGUGAAUGCCUAAUGUGUUGGUAUGAUAGAGAAACAGAGUUCACCUACCCAUCUCCCUGGCCAGAGAAGUUUCCUGCCAUAGAACGAUGUUCUGCAAGGUACAAAAUAAUAUCAUUAGAUGCUUGGCGUGUAGACAUAAACAAGAACAGAAUAACCAAGACUGACCAGAAGGCAUUGUAUUUCUGUGGAUUUCCUUCUCUGAAACACAUCAAACACAAAUUUUUUUUGAAGAAAAGUGGUGUCCAAGUGUUUCAGCAAAGUAGUCGUGGUGAAAACAUGAUGUUGGAAAUCUUAAUGGAUACAGAAUCAGAUGAACUUAGUAUAGAAAAUAUAGCUUCAUCAGUGCUUGGGAAGUCUGUCUUUGUUAAUUGGCCUCACCUUGAAGAAGCUAGAGUUGUGGCUAUCUCAGAUGGAGAAACUAAGUUUUAUUUGGAAGAACCUCCAGGAACACAGAAACUUUAUUUGGGACGAACUCCCCCACCAUCUAAAGUGGUCCAUCUUGGGGAUAAAGAACAAUCUACCUGGGCUAAAGAAGUACAAGGAAUUUCAGAACAAUACUUGAGAAGAAAAGGAAUAAUAAUAAAUGAAACUUCUGCAGUUGUGUAUGCUCAGUUACUCACAGGCCGUAAAUAUCAAAUAAGUCAAAAUGGUGAAGUUCGUCUGGAGAAGCAGUGGUCAAAACAAGUUCUUCCUUUUGUUUAUCAAACUAUCGUCAAGGACAUCAGAGCUUUUGACUCUCGUUUCUCCGGUAUCAAAACACUGGAUGAUUUGUUUCCUCCUGGAAGUAUGGUCUUUAUGUUGGGAACCCCCUAUUAUGGCUGCACUGGAGAAGUUCAGGAUUCCAGUGAUGUGAUUACAGAAGGUAGGAUUCGUGUGGUUUUCAGCAUUCCAUAUGAACCCAAUCUUGAUGCUUUAAUACAGAACCAGCAUAAAUAUUCUAUAAAGUACAACCCAGGAUAUGUGUUGGCCAGUCGCCUUGGAGUGAGUGGAUACCUUGUUUCAAGGUUUACAGGAAGUAUUUUUAUUGGAAGAGGAUCUAGGAGAAACCCUCAUGGAGACCAUAAAGCAAAUGUGGGUUUGAAUCUCAAAUUCAACAAAAAAAAUGAGGAAGUCCCUGGAUAUACGAAGAAGGUUGGAAGUGAAUGGAUGUAUUCAUCUGCAGCAGAACAGCUUCUUGCAGAAUACUUAGAGAGAGCUCCAGAACUAUUUAGUUAUGUAGCCAAAAGUAGCCAAGAGGAUGUGUUCUAUGAAGAUGACAUCUGGCCUGGAGAAAAUGAGAAUGGAGCUGAGAAAGUCCAAGAAAUUACUACGUGGCUAAAAGGACAUCCUGUCAGUACUUUGUCUCGUUCUUCUUGUGAUUUACAAAUUUUGGAUGCAGCUAUUGUUGAGAAAAUCGAGGAAGAAGUGGAAAAGUGCAAGCAAAGAAAGAAUAAUAAGAAGGUCCGAGUGACAGUAAAGCCUCACCUGCUGUACAGACCUUUGGAACAGCAACAUGGAGUCAUUCCUGAUCGAGAUGCAGAAUUUCGUCUCUUUGACCGUGUUGUAAAUGUGAGAGAGAACUUUUCAGUUCCAGUUGGCCUUCGGGGCACCAUCAUAGGAAUUAAAGGGGCUAAUAGAGAAGCUGAUGUACUAUUUGAAGUAUUAUUUGAUGAAGAAUUUCCUGGAGGCUUAACAAUAAGGUGCUCACCUGGGAGAGGUUAUCGACUGCCAUCAAGUGCCUUGGUGAACCUUUCUCAUGGAAAUCGCCCUGAAAUUGGAAAUCAGAAGUUGACAGCCAUUGUGAAACCACAGCCAGCUGUGAAUCACUACAGCUCAAGCUCAUUGUCAUCAUCUGGACAUUUGGGAGGCCUCAACCAUUCGCCUCAGUCACUUUUUGUUCCAACUCAAGUACCUGUUAAAGAUGAUGAUGAGUUUUGCAACAUUUGGCAGUCCUUACAAGCAUCUGGAAAGCUACAGCACUUUCAGCCACCUGCACAAGAAAAGGGUGCAGUUCUACCUCAAGAGAUUAACCAAGUAACUCAACAACAUAAAUCUGGCCUAAGUGACAACAGCAUUAAAUAUCAGCAAAGAAAAGACCCUCACAGAAAAUUUAAAGAAUGUAAGAGUCCAAAAGUUGAGUGUCAGUCACAAAAAAUGUUGAAUAAGCAGACUUCUGGAGGGCCUGCCAAAUGUAAUAUUAAGCUAUUGAAGAGAAAUCAAAGUCCAGAAGUCUCAGAAACCCAAAAGGUUGUGGCUGAGUGUCCAAAUACUAUUGAUAAGCCUAACCCGGGAAUUGAGAACGCUUUAGCAUCCUUGAAUAUCUCCAAAGAAAGUGAAGAAACAUCAUGUCACGCCGGGGAGCCCCCAGAUGAAGUGCAUUUGUCACCACAGUCGUUUGCUAUGAAGGGAACGAAGAUGCUUAAAGAAAUACUAAAAAUUGAUGGGUCUGACACUGUGGACUCUAAAAGUGAGAUGAAGAAGUCUGGUAGUGAAGUCACUGUUUCCUCUAAUAGAAAUGAUGCCUAUGGAUUGUCGUCACAGGCCAAACAGAACCAGAAAUUACCAUCUUAUAUGCAGAAGCCUCACAGUGCGAGUGAGUACCAUCAGGUUCAGUCCUUGGACAGUGUGUGCUGGCCUGCUCCCAGCCAGGUUCCUCCCGUGCCUACGCCAGUAAGUGAACUGUGUCGAAUCUGCUCACUUGUUGGAAUGCCGCAGCCAGACUUCUCCUUCCUUCGAACACCGCAGACAAUGACAGUUUGCCAGGUGAAGUUAUCUAAUGGCCUCCUGGUACAUGGGCCUCCAUGCCACUCUGAGAAUGAAGCCAAGGAGAAAGCUGCAUUUUUUGCUUUACAGCAGUUGGGCCCCUUAGUGAAUUUCCCUAUGUCUCCACCAAUAUUCCCAAAUUAUCCACCUGCUGUAACACCAGGAACUAUUCCAGUUUUUCCCCAACCUGCUGGCUGGGAUCACUAUGGAGGCAACUUAGCAUUGGGGGCAGCUAAUCUAGUGCCCCCAUCUCAUCUCUUCGGCUCGAUGCCAUGGGGCCCACCAGUGCCGGUUCCUGGGAAGCCCUUCCAUCACCCGUCAUAUUCCGGGCCCAUGCCUGUGGCUGGCGGCAUGCCAGGCGGUGUGCACAAUCAGUUCGUACCUCUGCAGGUUACCAAAAAAAGGAUUGCAAACAAAAAGAAUUUUGAAAAAAAGGAGGCCCCGAGUACUUCUCAAGCCACCUCACUUCAAACCAGCCAGCCAGGACCUCCUCAUGGCCCCAAAGCGAGUGUGCAGGAGAGCUCGCCGGCCUCCGUGAAGCCCUCUGAGAUCACUCAGCCUGCAUCUGCCCAGGCUGAAGCUGCCCCUCAGGGCCGUGGCGUGUCUCAAAAAUCAACACCCAGCUCUUCAAGGAGAAAAUCAAGAAAACUGGCAGUCAAUUUUGGUAUUUCUAAGCCUUCUGAAUAAAUUUGGUACAUGUAAUUCAAUUAAUUAUUUUCCAUGAACUUUUUAUAAGUCUAUAUCCAUAUCUCAUACAAAGUUGGAAUAUACUAUUUUUUAAAAAUAUGUGCAAAUUGAGAAGUUUUACUUUUUAGGUUGUCAGGCACUUUUCAUGCUACUUAAAGACUAAAUAUCAGUUUGUGCACUUUAAAAAUGUGCAGUGUGUUAUGCAUCAGUUAUGCCUCAAUGAAGCUGUAAAAAAGAAAAAAAAAAAAACUAAAUAAAACCUUGAGCUAAGGUAGUGUGAGUGGAAUAAGCACUCUAACCACUGAACUCCUCCCCGGAAGCCUCCUGAGCUAGCAAUUAGAUAUCCUUUUAGCAAUCAGAGUAAAACAUUUUUUUUUUACACUAGCAUUGGGGUAUAAUUAGAUGGAGCAUGACAGUUGGGCCUCGAGUAUGAUUUACAAAAUGGAGGGAUUUUUUUCUCUUUUUAAUAAUGUAACAAAGUUACCAAGAGGAUGGCUCUUAUGUAUGUGUAUUUAGUUUAUGUUUUCUUGUCUCUGAGGGUUCUGUGAAAUGAUCCACUCAUUGUGGUGCUGCCAGUUUUGCUUUAUUCGAAAUUUUGUACCAAAGCAACUUUAAAUUACUGAUCAAGAUAUUUCCUCUAAUUGCUUAUAAAUAUAAAUAGCAAUCUAGAGUUAGUACUUUCAAAAUUUUUUUAGAUUGUUCCAGAACCAGCAGUAGCAAUGUCUAAUAAAGCUAAGUUUCAAAAUCUACAGGGUACAGUUAUUAUAGAUUUAUCCUCUGCAGAAUAAAUAACAUAAUAUGAAUCACAUUGUUACUAUUUUGUAUACUUGUGAUCUGCUUCCCUGACAUACAUAAGAGCUCCGAGUGUGUGGUGCUCCUUGGGGGGGGUGCAAUGCAUUGUGUUGUAAUUCUGAGGUGUCUGUGAUGUAGGCACAAUCAUCAGUGUGUGAUGUACAUGAUUUCCUGCCUGUCUCACUGAAGUUCUGUAUGUUCAGCUUUACACUGAACUGCUCAGUGACGCUGGCCUUUGUCUUUGCAUGUCAUGUGUCAGUGUUUGUUGGUUGUGUUGUAACUAUUGAAAUUAUUUUAGGAAAUGUCUCAAUGAUACCAGGACCUGGGUUUUUAUAAAUAUAUAGAUAUAUAGGUAUAAUAUAUUUAUCCUUUAGUUUUUGUGAUAUGCUUAUAUUUCUAAAGAAGUAAGUUAUACUUUUUUAAAGGUAGGAACCACAAUCUUUGCAGCUGCCCUUGAUUGUAUCUGAUUUCAUUUAGUACAAGGUAAGCUCUGCCGUGAGCCCAGUUGGUUUGGUUUGUUUGUAAAUGCUAGUGUUGAACUAAAUGGUUUCCUUUCUCUAACUGCUGGUUCCAGAAUUUCUCUUGAUAUGAGGAAGAUACUUGUAUUUUAGUAGUGCCUUUUUAUUAGUAUAAGUGAAAAAUGCUGUUGAUCUCUCACUUAUAGUCAUGUGGGUUUCUAUGGUUUAAUUUUCUAUUAAUUUCCUAGGUUCAGAUAUUCAUCAGUUCCCAGCACUUCCUUGUUUGUUUAUCUAUAGUGGGAUCUUGAAUAAUGAGCUCAAGUAAUUCUCGGUGUUUAUUGUCUCACAAAUUCUGUGCGUUAAUGGGAAACAUCUAUUAUGGAAAUAUAAGGAAAAAGUUCAGUUGUGACAGUAAUGUUAUGUUAGCCUCCUGCUAGUAGAAAGCUAGCAGUUUUCACCUAACUGUGCAAACUCCAGCAUUCGAA